Odobenus rosmarus divergens (Pacific walrus) is the source of this 864-nucleotide messenger RNA. RefSeq names its product mamu class II histocompatibility antigen, DR alpha chain-like. The coding region runs from base 1 to 645 and encodes 214 amino acids. Lineage: Eukaryota; Metazoa; Chordata; Mammalia; Carnivora; Odobenidae. Gene Ontology annotation, biological process: antigen processing and presentation of exogenous peptide antigen via MHC class II; immunoglobulin production involved in immunoglobulin-mediated immune response; positive regulation of T cell activation. Gene Ontology annotation, cellular component: MHC class II protein complex. The record is from RefSeq and is a predicted model, not a curated record. The transcript is spliced from 6 exons. Gene Ontology annotation, molecular function: MHC class II protein complex binding.
AUGGGGAUCAUGAAAAAACAUCUAAAUCAGCAGAGAUUAACAAUGGAGGGAAAUCCAAGAAUGGGUGGAGAAAUUAGGCAGCAGUCCAUGGUGCAGGAUAAUAAGAUUGCUAGUAGACUCCUUGGGCCUCAUGCUGUCUCAGGAGGUGCGCUGGAACAAAUUCAGCCAGGGAUACAAUUGCACAACAGGAUGGCUGAGCACCAGGCCCUCACAGACCUGAUCAAAAUAUACCCUAAAUCAUCCGUGGAACUGGGAGAGCCCAACACCCUCAUCUGUUUCAUCGACAAGUUCUCCCCACCAGUGAUCAAUGUCACGUGGCUUCGAAAUGGAAACCCUGUCACCACAGGAGUGUCUGAGACAGUCUUCCUGCCCAGGGAAGACCACCUUUUCCGCAAGUUCCACUAUCUCCCCUUCCUGCCCUCAGCCGACGAUGUCUAUGACUGCAAGGUGGAGCACUGGGGUUUGGACAAGCCUCUUCUUAAACACUGGGAGUUUGAAGCACCAACCCCCCUCCCAGAGACAAAAGAGAAUGUGGUGUGUGCCCUGGGCCUGGUUGUGGGUCUGGUUGGCAUCAUUGUCGGAACCAUCUUCAUCAUCAAGGGCAUGCGCAAGGUCAAUGCUGGUGAACGCCGAGGGCCUCUGUGAGGCACCUGCAGGCAAUGCAGUUUCCUAGAGAGAAGAUCAAUGAAGAAAUUUGUGCUUCAGUAGCUUUAUAAACCUGGCAAUAUUUCAACCAUUCAUCUCGCUGAAGACAACAAUUCUUCCACAUUUUCCAGACCUUUAGCUGUUCUAAUAAUAAUGAUGCCUUCCUGCUCUGUCCACAUUCUGAUAUCUAGUUAUUCCCUGUUUGUUGCCCCUUCUUGG